AUGAAAAAUAUUUUUUUAUAUUCUAAAUCUAAUAAAACUUUAUAUAAAACAUAUAAAAUUAAUUUAUAUAAUAAGAAUAAAAAUAAAUUUAAUAUUAUUAAAUUAGGUAUUUAUAAUUCAAAAUUAAAUAUAAUAUCUUGUAUAUAUUAUAUAUUAUUAAAAUUUUUAAAAUGUAAUUUUAUAUUAAAUAAAAAUUUAUUUAAACUUUUAUUAUAUAAAAUAAAAAAUAAGAGAAAUGACAGAGUGGUUUAUUGUAUUUGA
This is a messenger RNA of Plasmodium malariae, 261 nucleotides long. The record is from the annotation of a RefSeq genome assembly. Lineage: Eukaryota; Apicomplexa; Aconoidasida; Haemosporida; Plasmodiidae.